Messenger RNA from Alosa sapidissima (American shad), 4511 nucleotides. It is a transcript of the gene evx1, whose product is annotated as even-skipped homeobox 1. Gene Ontology annotation, biological process: regulation of transcription by RNA polymerase II. The record is from RefSeq and is a predicted model, not a curated record. Bases 2863 to 4056 code for a protein of 397 amino acids. Lineage: Eukaryota; Metazoa; Chordata; Actinopteri; Clupeiformes; Clupeidae. Gene Ontology annotation, molecular function: DNA-binding transcription factor activity, RNA polymerase II-specific; RNA polymerase II cis-regulatory region sequence-specific DNA binding. Gene Ontology annotation, cellular component: nucleus. The transcript has 5 exons.
GAUGAGAGGAGAAAUUAUGAGUGAGGUAAGAAUAAAAAUAGUGUCUAUAGGUAUUACCUGUCAGUAAACAAUGGCCUGACUCCACACAGAAGUUGGCCUGCACGGCAAAGAAUUAACCCAUUGUUCACCUGACAUCAUCUGCGCACACAUACUCAAGCAAGGUGUACUGAAUGGGCUAAAUCAGCGCAAAAUAGCCUAAUUGAUAUUUGAAAAUGAUGACAGUAUCAUGACUUGCCAUAUAAUCAGUCCGAUUCCUCUCAUCUUUAAGUUACAAAAUGUAAGAGUCUACCCACACUGACACAGGAUAUGAAGUAGCAUAAACUGAUCAAGUGACAUUAUAGACACAGAUGGUAUUAUGCUCAGUAAUACAUGUAUGCCAGUUUUAUCAUUUUUUUCUCUUUACAGUUAUUUUAUCUGACGUGAAUGCAUUUUGUAAGCUUAGGCUUGUCCACCUGUACAUAAACUCGUUAGACCUAUCAACCACAGCCAGGACAGGCCAUAGCCUACUCUGCUGCUACGUGAAGAUGCCGGUUAACGUCUCAAACAACGUUUGAUCCACCCUGCCUUACCCGCCUGGUGUCCCGAGACCUAAAAGAACAGCAUUCUAUCUGUCUGCAUGCUUACAAGAUAGAUGGGAGACUGUGACCACAGAAACCUGAAAAACCGGCGGGUGUGACUACCAUCAUCUCGCCAACGCACAAUAAUGGCUGCUCUCCAGAGAAAAUACGACUGAUGCAUGGGGUCAGUUAACGUAUUCGGUGUAGGUCUAUAUUUCACAGCUCAAUACAUCAAAAGACACAAUAUUUUGGCAAUAGCUAUAAUUCACAGAUGAGGGCGCACAAGGACUACAGUGCUGCCUUCAGACAAACAGCAACGACUUCUGAAGUAUCACUCUCCUGCAGGUGACCUGUGAAACAGCAUUCAAGAGAUUCAGGGACCUGGAAGAGGUGUACUAGUGCAGAAUUUAACCUGCAGGCCAUUUUAUUGUAUCAUAGACUGAGCCCCUCACUGUUCUGCAUGUUUUUUGUCUGGUCUGUCUGAACUUAUUACACACACACACACACACACUCACACACACACUCUCUCUCUCUCUCUCUCUCUCUCUCUCUCUCUCUCUCUCUCUGUGUGUGUUAUUGUACCAUAGGCUGAGCCCUUCACUGUUCUGCAAGUUUUCUGUCUGGUCUGUCUGAACAUAUCACACACACACACACACACACACACACACUCUCUCUCUCUCUCUCUCUCUCUCUCUCUCUCUCUCUCUCUCUCUCUCUCUGUGUGUGUGUGUGUGUGUGUGUGAACCUAUACCUUAUCAUGGCAGCUAGAGAGACAGGCACAGACAGGGUGGAGAACCCCUGCAGUUGAAUGCACCUUUCCAAAUGAGUUAACUUAUUGCAGUCAGUGAUUGUAUGUGAUUUUAAGCAAUCAUCUCCCCUUGAUCCGCUAGCUGCCCAUUCUCUGGCUCUGAAAACUGAACACAAAUAAAGUGAGGGCAGCCUGGCCCCCCAAACAAAAACAAAACCCUAUGUGGAGCUAGGUCCUUGGUUAAAAUAUAAUGUAUGUUGUUUAGGGAAAAAAAAGUGUACAUUUAAAUAUAAACAUAACCAAACACAAACGCAAUCGCUGUCUGCACCAGGGAGGACUUUCUCCACUAUAAUCAUCCCCAACAGGCUUUGAAAAAUCUCCAUCCAAUCUUUGUCCCCAUGUUUACUGAGUUUCUACAUCAUGUGGAGAACAACAUCAAGCAAGCUUAAUAAGAUAGCCUAGUGGAGCCAUUGUGCAUGAUUGUGUUCUGUGCACUUUUAAAAUAAAACAACAACCCCACAAGACUGUGGUUUAGUCCUAUCUUGUCAUCAAAUGGCAUCUCAUGCAAGACACCGGAGAAUGUCUAAUCAAAGACAAUUGUGCAAACAAAAUUGGUGCAAACUAAAUCUUCAACUAUCCAGUUGAUUUGGGUCUGUUUCUUGUCUGUGUGUCAUCAGAUUUGGAAAAGAGCCACAUUGUCGUUACUUGGCGUUUUAAGCCCUCAACGUCGUCUUUCCAGGCAGCGCUGGGUUAGGGUUAGGGUUAGGUGCCUUGAAGUCGACGGUUGCGGUGCUGCCUUGAAGUCGACGGUGGGGGAUUAAAACACCAUCAAGCCACAUUGUCACCAUCCAUACCCUAUAACUCCAGUGGCAAGGCAUUGAUACCUUACAGUGAGAUUUUACAUUUACAUACAGUACUGAUAUAAAAUUGCCGAUGACCUAUAGUGCCUGUAAAAAAAUAUUCACCUCCCUUGGAUAUUUCUCCUUUUAUUGCUUUAAUAAAUUGAAUCUUUGAUUUAGCCAUUCCUCAUAUCCCUGAGUGACAGCUACACAUAUGUAUAGAUGAAAUGGGAAAAGACAGCAAUGUGGGAAAGAGGCUGAUAGACACAUGCUUUGCAGAAUGGAAGCUACGUUUGCAUAGUGAACACUUGGAAACAGUUUUAGAACUCGUUUGCGCAUUCAAGAAACACCAGAUUCUAAGCCCCCUUUUAGUAUUGGCUAUGACUUAAGCACUAACGUUCUUACUUUAGUAGAUUGACCCAUUCCAGCUGCAGUCCGUGCCCUGAUUGUUUAGUCAUGUCACAUCGACGCGCGUGGCGUCAUCGAGGUUUCUCUUUAGAGUCCCACUCUCUUUAAAAUGACAGGUCGAGGGAAUCGAGAGAGUAAAUGGUGAUCCCACCCAGAGCUUGCGUCGCGUCGCACUCCUGUGCUGUCGCAUCACAGGAUCAACACGUCCGCCCCCCUCGCGCUGAGUCAAUCCUGCUCUCGUUGCGUGUACAAGGCAGAUUCGGUCAUUUUCUUUCAUAUCGUUUCUUGUUCAUAUCGCUGAGCACCUGAAAUGGACAACAAAAGGGAUGUUGUACAGCGCACAGAGAACAGUCAGGUUUUGGUCCGUGGUACCAUAUCCGGAGCAGAAUUGACUGACGCUACUAGGAGCCCCGCACGUGAACCGCACCAGAAGGCUCUCCAAGGAACUUGCCCCAGUCCUAGAUCCCCAUCUUACUUGCAGAGCGGAUCAGAGUCAGUCAUGAUGGAGGGUUCGCGGAAUGGGAAAUACGGAGAUACAAGGCCGGCAGGCAAAUCCUCACCGAUAAUCGGUGAUAAACCGGAACGUCCCAACAAAGAGCCAAGCAGCUCAAGCGAGGAGUCAGACUUCUACGAGGAAAUAGAUGUCAGCUGCACAACCGACAGCAUGGAGUACCCGGACAAGCAAGUGAAUAUAUUUGACCUCCAGCUGAAGGUCCCAUGUUAUCCACAAGGCAAAGAUGUCGACGUUACAAGCCACAACACCGACAGCUUGAACACCGGGAAGAUGAACUCAAGCCCGAGUGCACUGUCUUACGGAGCCGACCAGAUGCGACGGUACCGGACAGCUUUCACGCGGGAGCAGAUCGCUCGACUGGAAAAAGAAUUCUAUCGAGAGAAUUAUGUCUCAAGACCACGGAGGUGCGAGCUCGCGGCUUCUUUGAAUCUACCGGAGACUACAAUAAAGGUUUGGUUCCAGAACCGCAGGAUGAAGGACAAGCGGCAGCGUCUCGCCAUGACGUGGCCACAUCCGGCCGACCCAGCAUUUUACACAUAUAUGAUGGGCCAUGCCGCCACCACCGGCAAUUUGCCGUACCCUUUCCCAUCACACCUGCCUCUUCCCUAUUACUCACCCAUCGGUGGAGUGGGUACGACCACAGCCUCCGCCACUUCUCCUUUCGCCAGUCCCUUACGCUCACUGGAUAGCUUUCGUGUUCUCGCUCACCCCUACCCUCGACCCGAGCUGUUCUGUUUCCGUCACCCAGCAGUCUAUUCCAACACAGGAGCAAGCCACGGGCUUGGUCCUGCUGAGACCCCCUGUUCUUGUCUGGCGUGCCAUGGCACCAGCGGACAAACCAACGGACUUCAGCAACGGCCUCGCAGCAUGGAUUUCACUUGUUCCUCCUCAAGCCGGACAGACACCUUCCUUACGUUCUCACCUGCAGUUUUGAGCAAGUCAUCAACCGUCUCUUUGGACCAGAGAGAGGAAGUGCCUCUGACAAGAUAGAAGGUCCACUGCCCAUUUAAUUAACACGAACAUUUGAAAAGCAAAGCCUCCUUCAUCAAUCCUCUGCGCACGGGAGAAACGUCUUUUAUUUGCAAUGAAUGAACUGAAAGAACUCGGAUACCGCUGUGCUCAUGAGAACAGUUUUAGCCCUACAUCUGAAAUGGGCCUGCUGUAGGCUACUAGCCUUAUCUGAAGUUACAUUGGUAACAUAGACUAGAAUGAUUGAGUAUUACAUAUAUUUCAGUUUAUGAUAUCUAGAGAUUACAGACUAAUGUCAAUCCCAUGUAAUAGAAAAUAUGCGUAGCCUAUUUAUAUUUUAUUCAAAUCAGAACGAGUGCAAAUAAUAGGCUAUAGCCUAUAAUUUAGGCAUACCAGUGGACCUCGGGGGGGGGGGAUAAAUUAAGCGAGCUGGCUAUGUUGUUUGUGAACCUUGCACUCCUGUCUGAGUUGACCUA